This is a messenger RNA of Phyllopteryx taeniolatus (common seadragon), 2085 nucleotides long. RefSeq lists its product as uncharacterized. The transcript has 10 exons. The coding region runs from base 539 to 2056 and encodes 505 amino acids. The record is from RefSeq and is a predicted model, not a curated record. Lineage: Eukaryota; Metazoa; Chordata; Actinopteri; Syngnathiformes; Syngnathidae. Gene Ontology annotation, molecular function: interleukin-17 receptor activity.
AAAACAACAGCUACAACAACCCAUCUGAAGCUUUUUACUGAUGAGCGAGCGAUAUUCUUAAGUGCAUAUGAAGGGUGACGUAUGUGGGUCAGAUCAUAUCAAAUGUCAUGGGAACCAGUUGACAAUAUCAAAUUCAAUUGCGCCUGCGGCCUCAGAUGGCAAGCGAGUCUAUUUAUGAACACAAAUGUUCGUUUCAGCAAAGGAAAAGGAGAAAAGUUGCACUCGUCUUUUUCUUUUCUUUUCUUCUCUUUUUUCUAACUUUCCAUAGAAUCCAAUUUCGCAACGUUUUGCUUAUCAGCGUGCGGCUCCACUCGUGUGCUUCUUGUUGGCGGACCCGCAGCACACUUGAAAAUAAAUCAAACAUCAUCUGCAUUGGAAACUCUGAAAUGAUGCUUUCAAUGCUCCGCGAUAGCGCGCAAGUUUUUGACAGCCGAAAGCUCCCCAUGCAGCAGAAAUCAAACAAGAACAACAACAACAACAAGAACAACAACAAGCAUGCGAGGUUGCGCUCCAACGCGGCCGCAGACGGCAAACAUAAAUGCGAGCAGUUGCAGAAAUUCAAAAAUGCAAACAAAAAAAGCCACUUUACCGUUUGAAAGGCGAGCGGAGCACACGCGAGCUGCUCGAGUGGGCGGAGCCUAAAACCAUAUCAGCAGCGAAGGCCUUUUUGAUCUUUCAACUUUCUUUUUUUGGAAAUCUCCGUAGAGCCAACACGGCGAGAACGCCUCACUUGUGUCUACACGCUACAGCCAUGGGGAAGCUCCAACUUUUGGUCUGCAUUUAUCUUUCGGCUCUGGUGACGUCACAAGCCAUUAACGUAAAGUGCCGGGAAAAUGAUGAUUUCCCCCCGAGAAGUAAUUGGAGUCCUUCGCUGCUGGCAGACCUGAAGCUUGAUCUUGUUAAAGUGGCGGGAAAAGACAUGAUGAACGUAAGCUGGGCCAUCAACGUUGACGCGAGCGUUAAAUAUCUGAUUGGCACACGCAUCUGUGGGGCAGCCAUCCACCUCUGCGAGUACAUUCCGCCUUUGGCUGAGUCCAACCUCACUGGGAUACGUCAGUUAUGGUUUCAUUACUUAGUGAAGGAAAGCUACGGAACCUUGAUCCUUGUGAGCAACCUUCCUUUGCCGCCGCUCGGGAGCGACCUUUCGUACAAGUUCAGGAAAAUCGUCAAAACAUCGACUCGGCCCACACAGAGUCUCGCAGCGAAGCCGACUGAUUUUCCAACAGCUAAGAUCACUGAUAUCACGACAGCGAAUCCCCUUACAGAUCCUAAAGACGCCUUCAGCCGCUUAUUGGUGAAGGUUUAUUUAGGACUGGCUGCUGCGAUGAUCUUAACUUCCGGAUACAUUAUCUAUAAAAGGUGUGGGACAAACUCGUCCUCAUCAGCGGGGUUUAAAAGCUUAGCGACCUCAGCCGAGGUUCCCGUCCGUGUCCUCUUGGUGUACCCCCCUGAGAACGGAGCCUUCCAGAAGGCCGCGAUGGCCUUGGCAGAAUUCCUGCAGAGCCACGCGGGAUGCAGUGUUGCCAUCGACGUGUGGCAGCAGAACAGAAUUGCGCACGUCGGUCCGAUGCGCUGGCUGGCCGAACAAGUCGAAGCUGCGCGGCGCGUCCUCGUCGUCUGCCCGCCGUCCUGUCACCCUCCUCCCAUCACCGUCUCCGCCUCCACGGGGGGGACCUCCAUACCAGCUGCAGCUCACGACCUUUACCCUCUGAUCCUCAACAUGGUGGCGAGUCACGCUAAGAGUGCUCGCGAGCUUGCUAAGUUCUGGGUGUUGCAGCUUGGCGAGCAGCAAGAUAAAAGGUCCAAUAACCUGGCUCCAGAACUGAGGGCCUGCGAGCUGUUUUGUUUGAUGAAAGAUCUCAGAAAACUGUGCCAGACACUUCACACUCACGAACAAAAUGCUAAAACGAGGUCAACUCCUGUCUUCGGAGCGGGAAUAAUCGACGAUAGAACGAGCGUGUUGAAGUUAAGAGACUCUGUGGAGAAACUAAGUGGAUGUUGUUUACUGAUUUCCAGAGAAGCUGCAGCGGUCAAUUCUGUCGUCAUCUCUGUUUGAACAUUUUCAAUAAAAUGUAUGGACUAACA